UUUGUUUGAAUUCUAGGUUUUCGUUCAACUCCUCUCGUUUCAAAUCAACGCUAUUUCUUCCUGUAAAGUGCAAGCAAAGCGUGACCAUGGGAUUUAAAUUGUCCUGGAUUCGGUAUUCAAUGUAUCGUUUGACUUCAAUAUCUCUGAAUUUAGAUUGUUUUUUGUGAUUGUUAGUGCCUCUGAAAAUUUUCAGAUUUACAAAGGCUUCAGAUAGAGGGGAAGAAGAUGAAUCUUUCUGCUCUUCUAACUUCUGCUGGAAUUAAUAUAGCCAUAACUGUAUCGCUGUUGUCGCUGUACUCUAUAUUGAGGAAACAACCAAGCAAUGUUAGUGUGUAUUUCGGUAGAAAGCUUGCUUCAACGUGUGAAAGACGUAAUGAUGCUUUCAGCUUGGAGAGAUUUGUACCCUCCCCUAGUUGGAUAUUGAAGGCAUGGGAAACAACUGAAGCAGAAUUAUUGGAGCUUGGUGGCGUGGAUGCUGUAGUUUUUAUCAGAAUACUUGUUUUCAGCAUACGAGUUUUCUGCAUAGCUGCCGUGAUUUGCAUUUUUCUAGUGCUUCCGGUGAAUUAUUAUGGGAAAGAGAUGAUCCAUACGAAUAUAUCUUCAGAAUCACUGGAGGUAUUCACAAUUGCAAAUGUCCAAGAAGGUUCGGGAUGGCUCUGGGCACAUUGUCUUGCAUUAUAUAUUAUAUCUUGCUCAACUUGUUUUCUCCUAUACUUUGAAUACAAAAGCAUCUCUAAAAUGAGGUUGGCAUACAUCACCCGACCUAUUCUGAAUCCAAGUCACUUUACACUUCUUGUUCGUGCCAUUCCCUGGUCUCCAGAACAAUCUUAUAGUGACAUGGUGAAGGACUACUUCAUGAAUUAUUAUGCAUCAACCUACUUGUCACAUCAAAUGGUGUAUCGGUCUAGCACAGUUCAAAAACUAAUGAAUGAAGCAGAGGUGAUGUGCAAUGUGUUUAAGCAUGUUACCUCUCAGCACAACUCUAACCAGAAUUCAUUCCCACGCCAUCUUUGUGGUGUAGCUUCAAAUCCUUUUACGAUUCUUUCUAAUGAAACAGAGAGUGUUAAGGGGCACGUUGAAUUUGAUGUUCUGGAGUCAUCUAUGGAGAAGGAGUAUGCAACUGCCUUUGUUUUCUUCAAGACUCGCUAUGACACCAUUAUUGCUUCAGAGGUUCUUCAAUCAGCAAAUCCCAUGUUAUGGGUGACAGAAAUGGCUCCUGAACCACGCGAUGUUUUUUGGUCAAACCUGUGCAUACCAUAUAGACAACUUUGGAUUCGCAAAAUAGCAACACUUCUGGCUGCUAUUGUGUUUAUGUUUGUGUUUCUUAUUCCUGUGACAUUUGUGCAAGGCUUGACUCAACUUGAUCAGCUAUCGCAUGCACUUCCAUUUCUGCGAGGACUUUUAAAAUUGAAAUUUGUGACACAGGUGAUAACUGGUUAUCUUCCAAGUGUUGUUUUGAUUCUAUUCAUGUAUGCUGUUCCACCAACAAUGAUGCUAUUCUCAACCAUUGAGGGAUCUGUCUCACACAGUGGGAGGAAAUUGAGUACAUGCAUCAAAGUUCUGUACUUCACAAUUUGGAAUGUUUUCUUUGUUAAUGUCUUAUCUGGGUCCAUUAUUGGGCAACUGAGUGUUUUUUCAAGUGUAAAAGACAUACCCAAACAACUUGCUGAGGCUGUGCCAAUCCAGGCUACCUUCUUCAUGACUUAUGUUUUAACAUCGGGGUGGGCAAGUUUGUCUGUGGAAAUUAUGCAACCUCUUCUUCUUUUGUUCAACAUUUUGAAAAAAUUUAUAUUCCUAAUUAAAGAAGAUCCACCUGAUGGCGCUUAUUCCUUCCCAUAUCAUACAGAAGUUCCAAGAGUCCUUCUAUUUGGACUCAUUGGCUUUGUCUGUUCGAUUCUGGCACCCUUAAUAUUGCCCUUCUUGCUGAUAUACUUUUUACUUGCUUACCUCGUAUAUCGAAACCAGAUUAUGAACGUAUAUAUAACAAAUUAUGAUAGUGGGGGGCAGUAUUGGCCUAUUGUUCACAAAGCAACAAUCUUCGCAUUGGUGUUGACCCAAAUUAUAGCUCUUGGGGUCUUUGGGAUUAAACGGUCAUCAGUUGCAUCUGGUUUCACCAUUCCACUGAUUAUUGGAACUCUUCUAUUUAAUGCGUAUUGUGGCCAGCGUUUUUCUCCAACGUUUAACAAGCUUUCAGCUCAGGUACUCAUGGACAUGGAUAGACGAGAUCAACAGGCUGGGAGGAUGGAAGAGAUUUACGAACAAUUACGAUCUGCCUAUUCCCAAUUUCGGUUAACUCAGAACUCAGGUAAAGCUGCACGGAUAAAUCAGGAUGAAAACUCAUGUAAAGAUGUACAUACAAAUCAUAGUGAGUACCAGGAAAGCAUUGCGGAUUCAGAGGCCACACUGAGGCCAGGGAAUGAAAUAUCCUCUUAGAUGAUUUUUGGUUUGUUCAUUGAUAUUCUAAAAGAGGAUCCAGUGGGACGUGAAACUAGAACUAGACCAUUCAUUUAAAAGAUCUGCAAUCAGGUCCUUGUAUGUACAAAGUGUUUUGAAGAAUUAUUAUCGGCAGAAUAUAUUUGUAUGAAGGCAAUGUACAGAAAUCAACACCAGGUACAAAUUAGGCUCCUCAUCUGACAUGUAUAUUUAUUUUUAUACCCAGAUUUCCAUUAUAUAUGAGUGAGGAAAUGGUAAGAGGAAACUCUGUUUUACUAUGUAGUCGAACUGGGAACAAGAAGAGGUGAACAGAAAAAAGAACUCUAGAGAUUUUACGAAGCUUUUCACAUUGGAGAAUGAACUUGUAUUAUUGACUAAAUGAACUCUGUAAAAUUGUAGUUCUAAUUAGCAGAAGUUUUCCGGA
Molecule: messenger RNA, 2857 nt
Organism: Mangifera indica (mango)
Lineage: Eukaryota; Viridiplantae; Streptophyta; Magnoliopsida; Sapindales; Anacardiaceae
Product: CSC1-like protein RXW8
Exons: 12
Coding region: 226-2433 (735 amino acids)
Cellular component (GO): plasma membrane
Molecular function (GO): calcium-activated cation channel activity
Source: RefSeq, a predicted model, not a curated record